CAUGAACUUCAAAUGUGAAAGAUGCAAGUCGCUUUGGUCACCUUGGGAACAUAUUUUCUACAACAUUCAGCUAUCGUUUGCUUCAGAUCCAAAACAACGUGUUUGACUUCCCUCAUUUCUGAUUUCUGAUUCCUUUGGACUGGCUCGAGGACGGAAUUGGCGUGCUCCUCCCCAAUGAAGUAACAAGAGUCAGAACUGCCAGGGUAUAGGAAUACGACCAUGAAGUUUAACUUUCAAUUCAACAACCUCUUGGGAACGGUGUACCGUCAGGGAGACCUGGUCUUUUCCUCCGAUGGGAACAUUUUGUUUAGUCCGGUGGGCAACAAGAUCAGCCUGUUUGAUCUCCGCCAUCAUAAGUCCCAAACUUUGGAGCCAGAUGAUUCGCGAUCUAAUAUCUCGGCCUUAGAUGUGUCUCCGGAUGGUUGCACCUUGCUGGCCGGCAAUGACGAGGGCGAGAUCCUGUUCCUGAGUCUCAUCAGUCGGAGUGUUCUCCAUCGUCAACGGACCAAUUCAUCCAUCACGGCCAUCAAAUACUCGCCCGAUGGUCAGCGAUUCGCCGUGGCCCGCGACGCCAUUGUGUAUGUAUAUCGCACACCCGGACCCUACACGCGGCAAUAUCACGGCUUAGGCCUCGAACGUGUGCUCAAAGGCGCUUAUGACGACAUCACGUCCUUGUGCUGGUCGAGCUGUUCCCGGAUUCUGGCCGCUGGAUCCAAGGAUAUGAGCACGCGCCUACACGCGUUGAGCCCUUUCUUGAAUUUCUCAUUGUGCGCAUUGGGGGGACACGCUGAGGCCCUCGUGAAUGUCUUCAUUGAGCCCGAUAGUCUCAAUUGCUUCACGGUCAGUCGCAACGGGCAUUUAGCCAUCUGGGAAAGCUCUUUGGAAGUGGCGGAACUGGUACCAGGUACGCGAAAAAUCGCACGUCAGGGCCAGCAGAAGAAAGAGGAGGAGAGCGAAGAUGACAUGAACCCGCCUUCGGCGGAGAUGAAGGAAGAAGUCGACGAUCCCAAUCGUUCGAAGCGGGUCAAAUACUCGCGGUUGGCACGACAUUUUUUGAAGGAUGCUUUGCCCGAUGAAGAUAAAAACGGUUGGUUGUGCGCCGCCGACUACCAUGCCAAAGCUGCUAUAUUGGUGACGGGUUUCACCCAUGGGGUGUUUUUGAUCCACGAAAUGCCGGAUUGUAAUCUGAUUCACUCCCUUUCGAUCGCUGAUCAUGACAUCUCGAGUGUGCGUAUCAACGCUACGGGGGAUUGGAUCGCGUUUGGAUCGGCCAAUCAAGGACAAUUACUCGUGUGGGAAUGGCAAUCGGAAACUUACGUUUUGAAGCAACAGGGUCAUUUCAACAGCAUGGCUUGUCUGGCUUACUCGCCCGAUGGGCAAAACAUAGCCACUGGGGGCGAAGAUGGGAAAUUGAAAUUGUGGAACGCUAACUCUGGCUUCAGCUUCGUAACCUUCACCGAGCACAAGGCCGCCAUUUCCGACGUGGCAUUCACCCCCAACGCCAAGGUGGUGCUAUCUGCUUCUCUCGAUGGCACGGUUAGAGCGUUCGACAUGAAAAGAUAUCGUAACUUUAAGACCUUCACUUCACCCCGACCCGCUCAGUUUCGAUGUCUAUCGGUCGAUGCGAGUGGCGAGCUUGUCUCGGCCGGCGGGUUAGACGUGUUCGAGAUCUACCUUUGGUCCAUGAAGACUGGCAAGCUUCUCGAGGUUAUUUCAGGUCACGAAGGCCCUGUGGCGUCCCUUGCCUUCAGCUUAUCACCUACUAGUAGCAUGCUGGCCAGUGUGAGUUGGGAUCAAACCCUGAGAUUAUGGGAUGCCCUGGCUGUGAACUCAAACAACGAGAGUGUUCCACUUUCCAGUGAUGCAACGGCCGUGGCGUUUCGCCCAGACGGGCAGCAAGUCGCUGUGGCCACGUUAAAUGGGCAAAUUCAGUUCUUUGACCCUCGAUCCGGAACCCAGACAGGCACCAUAGAAGGGAAGAAAGAUCUGGGUGGUGGCAGGUCCGAUACAGAUUUGAUCACGGCCAAGAAAUCAUCCGAAGGCAAGUGCUUUAUGACUCUGUGCUACUCUGCCGAUGGUUCCUGUUUGUUGGCAGGAGGACAAUCAAAAUUCAUUUGCAUUUAUUAUAUCCAAGAAAAGUUGUUGGUAAAGAAGUUCGAAGUGACCCAAAAUCGAUCAUUUGAUGCUAUGGACGAGGUGAUUAGUCGAAAGAAGAUGUCUGAAUUCGGCAACCUGGCCCUAGUAGAGGACCGAGAUGAUUCCCUUGGUUCAAAAACAAUUGCUUUACCCGGCACAAAAAGAGGAGAAAUGUCAAGCCGAUCUCUUCGCCCAGAGGUUCGAGUGAUGGGUUUGCAGUUUUCACCCACCGGUAGAGAAUUUGCCGCUGUCACGACCGAAGGCCUUUUGCUAUUCUCCUUGGACACCAAAGUGUUCUUUUCGCCCAUCGACAUGGACGAAAAUACGCGCCCAGAUGUCAUUCGGCAACUGAUUUUGGAUCAAGUCUUCGAUCAGGCUCUCAUCAUGGCUUUGAAACUAAACGACAACGCUCUACUAAUCGAAACCAUUGAGCAAAUCCCGAAAGAAGAAAUUGGCCUCAUCACACAAGAUUUGUCUGAGAAAUUUGUCCCCAAUCUGGCCAAGUUAGUGGCUCAGCAAAUCGACACUUCUCGUCAUCUCCACUUUUACGCCCUUUGGGCCCAAGGCCUCCUAACCAACAAAGCGCACCUCCUCCGAAAAGGCUCGAAUGAAAUUCGACCCGUCUUGAAUUCACUGCACAAGAGUCUCAUUCUAAAGAGCGCCAAACUCAACGAGAUAUCUGAACACAAUUUGUACACGAUGCGAUUUCUCAUAGCUAAGGCUAAGCAAUAUCGAGCUAAAGAACUUAAGUCGGCGAAUGAGGAAGAAGCCAUGGAACAAGGGGACCCAGUCGAGAAUAGUGACGGGAGCUUGACGGGUUCAGACGACGAAACGGGCGACGGAGGAUUUCUGUCGAAUUGGGAUUAAACCCAGAUAACAAUGAUGAUUGCGAUAAUAAACCAUUCUUACCAGUAAAAUGCCA
Messenger RNA from Tigriopus californicus, 3058 nucleotides. RefSeq names its product periodic tryptophan protein 2 homolog. The record is from RefSeq and is a predicted model, not a curated record. The coding region runs from base 220 to 3003 and encodes 927 amino acids. Gene Ontology annotation, biological process: ribosomal small subunit assembly; maturation of SSU-rRNA from tricistronic rRNA transcript (SSU-rRNA, 5.8S rRNA, LSU-rRNA). The transcript has a single exon. Lineage: Eukaryota; Metazoa; Arthropoda; Copepoda; Harpacticoida; Harpacticidae. Gene Ontology annotation, molecular function: protein binding. Gene Ontology annotation, cellular component: small-subunit processome; Pwp2p-containing subcomplex of 90S preribosome.